Molecule: messenger RNA, 1442 nt
Organism: Momordica charantia (bitter melon)
Lineage: Eukaryota; Viridiplantae; Streptophyta; Magnoliopsida; Cucurbitales; Cucurbitaceae
Gene: CKX7
Product: cytokinin oxidase 7
Biological process (GO): cytokinin metabolic process
Molecular function (GO): cytokinin dehydrogenase activity; FAD binding
Source: RefSeq, a predicted model, not a curated record
AGAUAUCCAACGUGGCCGAAUUAGAAGUCGUGACUGGAAAAGGCGACACUCUAAUUUGCUCCGAAUCCGAAAAUUCGGAAUUGUUUUUCAGCGUCCUCGGUGGUUUGGGCCAGUUCGGGAUCAUCACUAGAGCCCGUAUUUUGCUUCAGCCAGCCCCAGAUAUGGUGAGAUGGAUUAGAUUGGUGUACGACGAGUUCGAAACGUUCGCGCGUGACGCGGAGACGCUGGUGCGGCGGCCGGAAGGCGAGUCGUUUGAUUACGUGGAAGGGUUCGUAUUCUCCAACAACGACGACCCGUUAACCGGAAGACCGACAGUGCCGUUGGACCCGGACGCCGAGUUCGACUCAGCCCACGUACCGGAAACCGCCGGCACCGUCCUGUACUGCCUCGAAGUCGCCGUCCACUACCGGAACACCGACCAAACCUCAACCGUCGACACGGCCGUUCACAGGUUCCUGGACGGGCUCGGGUAUAUAGAGCCGCUCAGAUUCCAGGUGGACCUCAGCUACAUAGAGUUUCUCUCACGUGUGAAGCGUGCGGAGGAGGAAGCAAUCGCCAACGGCGUGUGGGACGCUCCUCACCCCUGGUUGAACCUCUUCGUGUCAAAAUCUCACAUCGCCAACUUUGAUCGUGCGGUCUUCAAGACACUCCUCAAAAAUGGGGUUGGUGGGCCCAUGCUCGUCUACCCUCUCCUGCGCAGCAGGUGGGAUUCCCGGACUUCGACGGUGUUACCAGAAGGCGAAGUGUUCUACCUCGUGGCAUUGCUUCGGUUCACUCCCCCGAACCCGAAAGCUGCAUUGGUCGACAAAUUGGUGAACGAAAACCGAGAAAUUAUACGUGUAUGUAACGAGAAUAAAAUCGAGUUCAAGCUCUACUUGCCGCACUACCAUUCGGAGGAGGAGUGGAAGCAUCACUUUGGGAAACAAUGGAGUAGGUUUGUAGAGAGGAAAGCCAUAUUUGAUCCCAUGGCCAUUCUCGCUCCGGGCCAAAAGAUCUUCACUACAAUGUCACACAAUCUUUAAGAUCAUUUUAUUCUUUGACUAAUUUUACAUAUUGGCUUCAAAACCAAACCCAGCCCACAAUUUCCGACCCAACCUUAUAAUACGUUGCUAUCACUUUGAAAAACAAACAAACGUUGGUGCAAUGUAAAGGAGAAAAGGAAGAAAAAAAAUACUUCUUUUUUGAGCAAAAAAAGAAACCGCAAAACUUGAUCGUUUGGGUUUAUAGGAAAGUAAUGAAUGAUUGAAAGUGAAACCCUUUUUUUUUUCUUUUUUUGUUUUGUUUUGGCUCAAAGACAGCAAAGUGAUUUGACUUGGGCAGCAUGCUUUCUCUGUAAAAAAGAACAAAUUGACCCAAAAGACGCACAGUGUUGUGGAUUUUGUAUACUAUUAAAGUGAUGUUGAGAGCCCAUUGGCUCAAAGUAGGCGCCACCAUUGCCACCA